CCAUGGGGACGGGGAUGCUGACGAAGGCUUGUGAAGCUGAGAAGACAAAUUGCCCUCAUCAUUAUCUCCGGGCUUGUCAAUCAAACAUAUUCCCUUAUUUACCUCGGCGAGGAGAGAGCCCCGGGAGCACACGGAGAGGGAGGGAGCGAGAGGAGAGCUGCUUGUCCCAUACUCGGCACUGGGGAGGGAGCAUUUCCAGCCCCUCGGAAUGGCCACCAUCACCUGCAAUCGUUUCACCGAGGAGUACCAGCUCUUUGAGGAACUGGGCAAGGGUGCUUUCUCCAUUGUCCGGAGAUGUGUGAAGGUGUUGGCAGGACAAGAGUAUGCAGCCAAGAUCAUCAACACCAAGAAGCUGUCUGCUCGAGAUCACCAGAAGCUGGAACGAGAAGCCCGGAUCUGCCGCCUGCUGAAGCACCCCAACAUCGUGCGGCUCCAUGACAGCAUCUCUGAAGAGGGCCAUCACUACCUGAUAUUUGACCUGGUCACUGGUGGGGAGCUGUUUGAGGACAUUGUGGCCAGGGAAUACUACAGCGAAGCGGAUGCCAGCCACUGCAUCCAGCAGAUCCUGGAGGCCGUCCUGCACUGCCACCAGAUGGGGGUGGUCCACCGGGAUCUCAAGCCCGAGAACCUGCUGCUGGCAUCCAAGCUGAAGGGUGCUGCCGUCAAGCUGGCUGACUUCGGCCUCGCCAUCGAGGUGGAAGGGGACCAGCAAGCAUGGUUUGGUUUCGCUGGCACCCCGGGAUACCUCUCUCCCGAGGUGCUCCGGAAGGAUCCCUAUGGCAAAGCCGUGGACCUGUGGGCUUGUGGCGUCAUCCUCUACAUCCUGCUGGUUGGGUACCCGCCCUUUUGGGAUGAAGACCAGCACCGACUCUACCAGCAGAUCAAGGCUGGGGCUUAUGAUUUCCCCUCCCCUGAGUGGGACACAGUGACUCCCGAAGCAAAAGAUCUCAUCAACAAGAUGCUGACCAUAAACCCAUCCAAGCGCAUCACAGCAGCAGAGGCUCUGAAGCAUCCCUGGAUAUCACACCGUGCCACUGUGGCAUCAUGCAUGCACAGACAGGAGACGGUGGAUUGCCUGAAGAAGUUCAAUGCCCGGAGGAAGCUGAAGGGGGCCAUCCUCACCACCAUGCUGGCCACCAGGAAUUUCUCCGGAGGCAAGAGCGGCGGCAACAAGAAGAAUGACGGCGUGAAGAAAAGAAAGUCCAGUUCCAGCGUUCAGUUAAUGGAAUCGUCGGAGAGCACCAACACCACCAUCGAGGAUGAAGACACCAAAGUACGGAAGCAAGAAAUCAUUAAAGUCACAGAGCAGCUGAUCGAAGCAAUAAGCAAUGGUGACUUUGAGUCCUACACGAAGAUGUGUGACCCUGGCAUGACUGCCUUCGAGCCCGAGGCUCUGGGCAACCUCGUGGAAGGCCUGGAUUUCCACCGAUUCUACUUCGAAAACCUGUGGUCCCGGAACAGCAAGCCUGUGCACACGACGAUCCUGAAUCCCCACAUCCACCUGAUGGGAGACGAGUCCGCCUGCAUCGCCUACAUCCGCAUCACGCAGUAUGUGGACGCGGGAGGGAUUCCCCGCACUGCCCAGUCCGAGGAGACCCGCAUCUGGCACCGCCGGGAUGGCAAAUGGCAAAUUGUCCACUUCCACAGAUCCGGUGCACCCUCGGUCCUACCGCAGUAACCCCUCUGAAGCGCGGUCCUGCCCGUGUCGGGUUUGUCACUGACUGACUACCAAGGGGACGCCCCCUCCGACAUCUUCACCUACGGGACUUUGGCUGUUGGCUCUGCUGCUUGGUUCCCGCUGGAAUAACCCCUCGCUUCUCACCGCACACACGCAACAGCC
This is a messenger RNA of Pezoporus flaviventris, 1840 nucleotides long. RefSeq names its product calcium/calmodulin dependent protein kinase II alpha (gene CAMK2A). Gene Ontology annotation, molecular function: calmodulin binding; calcium/calmodulin-dependent protein kinase activity; ATP binding. Gene Ontology annotation, cellular component: neuron projection; cytoplasm. NCBI's taxonomy places the organism in Eukaryota, Metazoa, Chordata, Aves, Psittaciformes, Psittacidae. Gene Ontology annotation, biological process: protein phosphorylation. The transcript has 19 exons. The record is from RefSeq and is a predicted model, not a curated record. Bases 209 to 1678 code for a protein of 489 amino acids.